AGGGGACCUAGACAAAGCCCCACUUUGUGCGGAAGGCAGGCGUGGAAUGUGCGCGGCGGCGCGUGCCCCCUCCCCGCCCCGCCAGCUGCGAGUCUUGGCUUCCCGAAGGGUCGCGACAGAGAAGUCGCCCCCGGCGCCACGCUCUCCCCCUGCAUCCCCGAUCCCCCGGGUCCAGACUAAGAGCUCAUGCGGGCCCCCUCACUAUUUCGUAGAGGAAUUUGUUCUCUCUAAAACUGGGAGUGGGCACUGGUGCCUUGGGGCUCCUUUUCAGUGUUGCCGCAAGAGCUAUCUGGCCUCAGUCUCCCCAUCCCCAGGGCCGUCACUUUUCUCCUCUCAGCCAUCCUAGAUCGCUGCGAGUCAUUGUUCUCGCUGCCAAAUGGGGGUGCUUUGUACAGGCUGCCAAGUUGGGGUGUGUUCUCUUCAUCCCGUUUUCCAAACAAAAUAGGGCUUCUAAGGCGGACCCUGGGCACCCACCUGGUCAUCCCUCCAGGUUGAUAUGCUGAUUCUUUCUUACUAAAUAGUAUUUUAUUGUACAGGAGCCACGCCCUGGUUUCUUAAAGGCGCCCGGCACUGUUUGGCCAUGUGUUAUCUCUAUAGCCAGCGUGUGGGAAACCUCCUGUGAGGCACUUCUUUUUCCCGCCUCCUGAUAUAUCCUCCCACCCUCGUCGAGGAUUUAGGGAUGCCAGGGGGAAAGAAGGUGGUCCCGAGUGGCAGCAGCGGUGCCUCCCCAAAUGCAGCCGCAGCUGCCGCUGCUGCCGCCCACUCUGGCAUUAAACGUUUGGAAACCAGCGAAGGGGCUUCAGCUCAGAGAGACGAGGAACCAGAAGAGGAAGGAGAAGAGGACCUACGAGAUGGAGGUGUCCCUUUCUUCAUCAACCGAAGUGGACUGCCAGUGGACGAGGCCACCUGGGAAAGGAUGUGGAAGCAUGUGGCCAAGAUUCACCCGGAUGGAGAGAAGUUGGCCCUGCGGAUCCGUGGGGCCACGGACCUGCCCAAGAUUCCCAUACCAAGUGUGCCUACUUUCCAGCCGACGACGCCCAUUCCUGAGCGCCUGGAAGCCGUGCAGCGCUACAUCAGGGAGCUGCAGUACAAUCACACAGGGACACAGUUCUUUGAAAUUAAGAAGAGCAGACCUCUGACAGGGCUGAUGGACCUGGCCAAGGAAAUGACCAAAGAGGCUCUGCCAAUCAAAUGCCUGGAAGCUGUGAUCCUGGGAAUUUACCUCACCAACAGCAUGCCCACCCUGGAACGCUUCCCCAUCAGCUUCAAGACCUAUUUCUCAGGGAACUACUUCCGCCACAUUGUGCUGGGGGUGAACUUUGGGGGCCGCUAUGGAGCCCUGGGCAUGAGCCGGAGGGAAGACCUGAUGUAUAAACCUCCAGCCUUCCGCACACUCAGUGAGCUCGUGCUGGACUACGAGGCGGCCUAUGGCCGCUGCUGGCAUGUGCUGAAGAAGGUAAAGCUGGGCCAGUGCGUGUCCCACGACCCCCACAGUGUGGAACAGAUCGAAUGGAAGCACUCCGUGCUGGACGUCGAGAGGCUGGGCCGGGAAGACUUCCGCAAGGAGCUAGAGCGUCAUGCCCGAGAUAUGCGUCUCAAGAUUGGCAAGGGGACAGGCCCUCCCUCUCCCACCAAGGACCGGAAGAAGGAUGUUUCCUCCCCACAGAGGGCCCAGUCCAGCCCCCACCGCAGGAACAGCCGCAGUGAGAGACGGCCUUCGGGGGAGAAGAAGCCUGCAGAGCCCAAAGCCGUGCCAGACCUCAAUGGGUACCAGAUCCGGGUGUGAGGCAGAUGCCAACACCCCCAGGCCUCCUCUGCUUCUGGAGACCCUGACCCAUCUACUUCAUUCAGGCAGGGGUCGGUGAUGGGAUGGGCCGGGGGUGGGAGGCAGGAAGGAUGCCUUGCAAAUCAGCCCCCAGGUGACUUUCCCUCUCAACUUUGGGGCAAGAAGCAGUUAGUAUUUUAUUUGGAGUUUUAGCCCUUCAAUUGAAGUUAAGGUAUUUGGAGGGAAAGG
Messenger RNA from Phodopus roborovskii (desert hamster), 2014 nucleotides. It is a transcript of the gene Vash1, whose product is annotated as vasohibin 1. The transcript has 7 exons. The coding region runs from base 680 to 1786 and encodes 368 amino acids. The record is from RefSeq and is a predicted model, not a curated record. Gene Ontology annotation, biological process: regulation of angiogenesis. NCBI's taxonomy places the organism in Eukaryota, Metazoa, Chordata, Mammalia, Rodentia, Cricetidae. Gene Ontology annotation, cellular component: cytoplasm.